UUCCUUAAUUUGAACGGUAAAACGGUGACCAUGCCGAUCUGGGACAACUUCUGAAAACAAAUAUGACCCGGGGGCAUAUAGAGAAAAAUCCCAGCACAUAAAUACCCAGUUUGCGGCAUUCGGCAAUAGCCAAAACCCAAAACCCUAGCCAUCUCUAAAACCCUCGACUUUCCAUUCUCUCUCCCACAAAUCCAGACCUUUAACCCGAAUUCAAAGACGAUGCGAGGCCCUAAUCAAAGGAAGAAAACUCGAAAGCAAACCCUAGUCUCAGAUACCCACGAAAUCGAGCUCCUCAACUCGUGGAUCGAGUCCCAAAAGCCAAGCUCCGGUUCAAACCCGCUGUCGAUCCCUCCGCCGCCCGAUAGGUCCCCAGUUGGCCGUAUCUCCGACGGGAAUUACUCGGCCUAUGCGGGAUGCAGGCUUUUCUCGCAGCUGCCGAUCUCGAAGAAGACGAAAGAUGGAUUGGGGAAGAAGUAUAAGGUGAUGAGCGAGAUACAGCGAGCUUCGCUGCCUCAUUCGCUCUGUGGACGAGAUGUGCUCGGCGCAGCGAAGACUGGAUCAGGAAAAACCCUUGCUUUCGUGAUCCCGGUUAUAGAGAAGUUAUAUAGAGAAAGAUGGGGUCCAGAAGAUGGGGUUGGGAGCGUUAUUAUAUCCCCGACAAAGGAAUUAGCAGGACAGAUUUUUGAGGAGGUGAAUAUUGUAGGAAAAUACCAUAGUUUGAGUGCAGGCCUUUUAAUUGGUGGGCGUAAAGAUGUGGACGCAGAGAAGGAAUGUGUCAAUAGUCUAAACAUCUUGGUUUGUACUCCUGGUAGACUCCUGCAACACAUGGAUGAAACGCUUAAUUUCGACUGCUCACAGCUCCAGGUUUUGGUUCUGGAUGAGGCAGAUAGAAUUCUUGAUCAAGGUUUCCGAGUGGCUCUGGAUGCAAUUAUCUCUCAGCUCCCGAAGCGGAGACAAACCUUGCUCUUCUCUGCUACCCAGUCAAAGUCAGUGAAGGAUCUAGCAAGGCUCAGUCUGAAGGACCCGGAAUACAUCAACGUGCAUGCUGAGUCUACAACCGCCACACCUGAACGUUUGAGACAAAUAGCCAUGGAAGUUCCACUUGAUCAGAAACUUAGUAUGCUCUGGAGUUUCAUCAGAACGCAUCUCCAUUCAAAGAUCAUUGUUUUCCUUUCAACCUGCAAGCAGGUUAAAUUUGUCUAUGAGGCUUUCAAGAAAUUGCGUCCUGGAAUUCCUUUGAUGUGCCUGCAUGGUAAGAUGAAGCAAGAAGUAAGGAUGGCAGUAUACAUGCAAUUCUGUGAAAAAACCUCAGUUCUUUUUUCAACUGAUGUGGCUUCUCGUGGACUUGAUUUUCCAGCAGUUGAUUGGGUGGUACAGGUGGACUGCCCAGAUGAUAUUGCGGCUUACAUUCAUCGAGUUGGUCGUACUGCACGUUUUUCUUCUGAAGGAAAAUCGGUGUUAUUUCUCGAGCCCUCAGAGAUAAAAAUGCUCACGAAAUUGCAAGGCGCUGAGCCUAAGAUACCUAUACAUCUAAGAAAGGCAGAUGCCAAAAAGACAGAAAAAAUUUCAGGAUUACUGUCAUCAUUGUUGGUCAAGUACCCUAAUUUGCAGCAGCUAGCUAAAAGAGCAUUCAUCACAUAUCUCAAGUCUUUGCAUAAAAAAAGUGACAAGGAGGUCUUUGAUUUACCGAAACUUCCUAUUGAAGAGUAUGGUGCAUCAUUGGGCCUACCAAUGACUCCGAGAAUCCGCUUCAUAAGCAAGAAAAAGGGCAAGGAAGAAGAACCUAUGGAAACCACAAUGCAUAUUGAAAAUGGCCUUGAUGACAGUUCAGAAAUCUUGCAAAGAACAAAACAGAAAAAAGAUAAACCUAAGCAAGAGGCCGAAGAAGACGUUUUUGUGCCAAAAGAGACCUCUCUAGAGGUGGAAGGAAAUGGAGCUUCUGUUUUUUGCAGUUUGGGAACAAGGAUUUUGAAAAAGAAGAAACUGAAGAUCAAUGUUCACAGGCCAGUUGGCUCAAGGGUGAAGUAUGAUGAUGAGGGAAAUGUUAUCCCUCCUCUGGCUGCAUUGGGUGAUACUGAAAGCAGGGAUGAUGUGCUUCAACCUGAAAAAGUGAAAGAAAGGUAUAAAAAACUGCGACAGGAGAUGGACCUGCGAGAUAAGGAGGACAAGGUUUUGCUUAGGCAGCGCCUACGUGAAAAAAGAACCAAGGAGAAGAUGAAGUUGAAGAGAUGGAGGGAAGAAGAACAAGAUGAGGAGGAUGCUUCAGACCAGGAUGAAGAGGCUAAAAGUAAUGUUACCAAGAGAUCGAAGAUAUAUUUCAACAAUGAUAGUGAUGAUGACAAGCAAGAUCAGGAGGCAAAGGACAUGGGUCCCAUUCCGGAUUCUGUAUCUGUUACAGAGCAGGAAGCGCUCGCUCUCAAAUUGUUGAGUUCCAUGCACUCAUGAACUUAAAGGAUAAUUUCAUAUAUUUUGAUUGUUCUGAGAGCAGAAGAAAAUUUUGUAAUUGUAGGAAUUAUCGUGAAAUGUAUUUUAUUGUGUCCUGAUACUUUAUGAAAUGGAAUUCAGAAGAUUAUAGAUGGUACAGUAGGUUGAGGCUUAA
This is a messenger RNA of Asparagus officinalis (garden asparagus), 2599 nucleotides long. Its product is annotated as DEAD-box ATP-dependent RNA helicase 32. The coding region runs from base 220 to 2445 and encodes 741 amino acids. Gene Ontology annotation, cellular component: nucleus. NCBI's taxonomy places the organism in Eukaryota, Viridiplantae, Streptophyta, Magnoliopsida, Asparagales, Asparagaceae. The transcript is spliced from 8 exons. Gene Ontology annotation, molecular function: ATP binding; nucleic acid binding. The record is from RefSeq and is a predicted model, not a curated record. Gene Ontology annotation, biological process: rRNA processing.